AUGAAGUUGUCCCAGGUCGCCAUCCUUUGCCUCGCCACUGGCGCCUACGCCAGUGCCGCUGUCGAGGAGCGCGAUGUUAGCACCGUCGUUGGCAUCCUGACGCAGGUCCAAAAUGGCAUCGACAGUCUCGACGCUUCCAUCAAAGUCUUCACCAGCAACUCGGUCCCUACCGUCAAGGCUAAAUCCGUCAGUCUUGUGGCAACGAUCAAAGCCGGAAUAAGCACGGUGAAAGGCUCAUCGGCGUUGACCCUUUACGACACGAUAGCCCUCUUCAACCCGGUCAACGAACUAAAGGCCCAUGCUCAGACUCUCGCCAAUGAUCUCAAGGCUAAGCGAUCGGCCCUUAGGGCGGCCAACCAGUGUGACGAGACUCGCCAGCAGAUUGCCGACAUCAAAGGUGCCAGCCAAGCACUUAUCACGGCCAUCGUGGCCAAAGUGCCCGCCGACGGCAAAGCCGUUGCCCAAUCUCAGGCAAACGGGAUCACAGAUGUUCUCAGCCAAGCCCAGGCCAACUUUUCCGGCAGCCAAUGCCAGAAUCCGGCAUAG
Messenger RNA from Drechmeria coniospora, 546 nucleotides. RefSeq lists its product as uncharacterized. The transcript has a single exon. Bases 1 to 546 code for a protein of 181 amino acids. The record is from RefSeq and is a predicted model, not a curated record. Gene Ontology annotation, cellular component: extracellular region. Lineage: Eukaryota; Fungi; Ascomycota; Sordariomycetes; Hypocreales; Ophiocordycipitaceae.